AUGUUGCCAAAAUUGGCCGUGUGCAUAAUGUGGCUACAGAUCCUGUAUCUUCUCACCGUUAACUCUGACGGUGCUGUCGUCAACAAUAAGAAGAGAAUCGUGGUCGAAGAGAACAAUGGAGCUGCGGGAAAAGAGAAUAACGAAAAUGGAGCCGUGGGGAAAGAGAAUAACGAAAUGGUAAUACGAUAUCUGCAGAGAUACGGGUAUUUAAACGAGAGGUUCGAUAAGUUAGCGAACAGCGAGGAUACAUUCGUUCUUCAACACGCAAUCAGCCUGUUUCAAGAGUAUUACAAAUUACCUGUUACCGGCAUGAUAAACAACGAAACUCUAAACCAGAUGAGUAAAGCGCGAUGCGGUCUACGCGACAUAGCCAAUUUCGAAGAGGAGGGGCAAAAGAAAGAUACGCGUAGGUGGCCGAAAAAACACCUAACGUGGAAUUUUCACUUGGCCAACAAACCGGUCUUGGAUACGACUCGGGUGGCGUUCGAUGUUUGGCAAGCGCAUUCGACGCUAACGUUUGAGCGCGACGUGGUGAGGCCAAAUAUUCUUCUAUCGUGGCGCGCGGCUCAUCACACGUUCGUCGAGUCGCAAAACGGUGAAGUUUGCACGAACCCUUUCGACGGUCCCGGCGGCACGCUGGCUCACGCUUUCUAUCCCAAUGGAGCACCGGAUUACACGUCGGAGAUUCACGUCGACAAAACGGAACCGUGGUAUAUAUAUGUCGAGUUAGAUACGUGUCCAUCGGACAAAGCGUAUUUGCUAUACGUGUUGACCCACGAAAUCGGUCAUGCGUUAGGAUUAGAUCAUAGUACCAACAAUGCGUCGAUAAUGUAUGCGUUCGUACCAGUAGACCCCCGUCCUGUUGUGCUCAGCAACGAAGACAUUAUAAAUAUACAGAAUCUGUAUGGCGCUACGGAUACCGACGUGUCACCGAAAACGAAUCCCAUGCCGCCACCACCAAACGCUCCACCGGAUCUAUGCGCCUUGAAACGCGUCGACGCGAUACUGUUGUUGGAAAGACGAAUGUACAUAGCAUACGGAAAACAUAUAUGGGCGAUCGACAUAGAUGGAAAGACCUACAGCGAACCUAUGCUGCUGUCCAAUUACAUGCCAUUCAUUCAUUCGAACUUCACGCGCAUCUCCGCCGCGUAUCAAACGCCAUCGGAUCAUCUGAUUCUAUUCGUCGACGAUAAAAUUUACAAAGUCAAUUAUCCCGACUUCACGCUAGUGUCAACGUGGCCGAGAACGUUUCGCGAAUUUGGAAUUCCUAUGAAUGCGAAAAUAAACGCUGCUGUAAAUACAAACAAAGGAAAAUCGUACGUGGUGUACGACGGAUAUCUCGUCGGUGAGAUAGACGACUGCUCCGACAGCAUUAGCAAAUAUCACACCAUCGAGUCCGUCUUUCCAGGCAUACCGAAUGGAGUGACGUCAAUCUUCAGAUACAUCGACGGCAAUCUGUAUUUCACGACCCGACGACAGUUUUAUAAAUUCAACGAGUUUACGAAAACUGUACUAACGGCGGGUACGUUCGAUCUGCGAAUCGUCAACAUUAUUUGCCCGCGAUACGACUUGUUGAAACAAUUGCGCGAUCUCCUCUAUCGAAUAGCGCGACCGAGCAAUAUACUCACUAACGACGAUGAUUAUUAUUAA
Molecule: messenger RNA, 1650 nt
Organism: Vollenhovia emeryi
Lineage: Eukaryota; Metazoa; Arthropoda; Insecta; Hymenoptera; Formicidae
Product: matrix metalloproteinase-18-like
Exons: 1
Coding region: 1-1650 (549 amino acids)
Biological process (GO): extracellular matrix organization; collagen catabolic process; proteolysis
Cellular component (GO): extracellular matrix
Molecular function (GO): metalloendopeptidase activity; zinc ion binding
Source: RefSeq, a predicted model, not a curated record